This is a messenger RNA of Ficedula albicollis (Collared flycatcher), 2300 nucleotides long. RefSeq names its product PDZ and LIM domain 3 (gene PDLIM3). Gene Ontology annotation, cellular component: adherens junction; Z disc; filamentous actin. Gene Ontology annotation, molecular function: muscle alpha-actinin binding; actin binding. The transcript has 9 exons. Gene Ontology annotation, biological process: muscle structure development; heart development; actin cytoskeleton organization. The coding region runs from base 404 to 1615 and encodes 403 amino acids. The record is from RefSeq and is a predicted model, not a curated record. NCBI's taxonomy places the organism in Eukaryota, Metazoa, Chordata, Aves, Passeriformes, Muscicapidae.
ACAUAAACAGCGCGGUAUCAAGUGAGCAACAAGGUUGCUUUAAGAAGCCAGAAGGACGCUGCAUCCUGAGCCUUACUGAUUGUCGGGAACUGAGGGGAACACUAGAGCAGCAGAUAAAGUUGAUGCAUUUGUUGUAAGCUUUCCAGCUUUCAAGCUUUAUUUGUCCGAGUUUGAUACUCCCCUCUGUGGGUGGAGAAGCCGAGGGACUGGCUGACGUCACCCAAAGAGUAGGGAUAAAGUGCAGUGCCCACAGCUUUGGAAUGAGUAAAACUUCUUAGGAGGUGGAAAAGGUCGGCUGCCCUGUCUGGCAGGUGCUCUGCUGACAACAGUCUUCCUGCUAUAGCUCAGCUCCUCACACGGAUCCAAGGAAAAAGGAACAGUAACCAAGAAAAAUCUGUCCACAAUGCCACAAAAUGUUAUUCUCCAAGGACCCUCACCCUGGGGAUUCAGGCUCUCAGGAGGAAUCGAUUUUAACCAACCCUUAAUCAUAACCAGGAUUACACCUGGAAGCAAGGCUUCAGCUGCCAACCUGUGCCCUGGUGAUGUUAUUAUAGCUAUUGAUGGUCUAGGCACAGAGAACAUGACACAUAAUGAUGCCCAGGAGAGAAUUAAAGCAGCUACACAUCAGCUUUGUUUGAAAAUAGAGAGGGCAGGAACUAAAUUAUGGUCCCCACAAGUUUCAGAAGAUGGCAGAGCACAUCCCUUCAAGAUAAAUUUGGAAGCGGAACCUCAGGAAUUCAAGCCUAUUGGUACGGCUCACAACAGAAGGGCCCAGCCUUUUGUUGCUGCAGCAAAUAUUGAUGACAAAAGACAGGUAGUGAGCUCCUCCUAUAAUUCUCCAAUUGGGCUCUAUUCAUCUGGCAAUAUUCAAGACGCGCUUCAUGGACAACUGAGGGGUCUCAUUCCUUACUCAUCACAAAACGGAUGCAGCACUCCUUCGGGGCUGGACUGCGGCAGCGGGCGCAGCACACCCUCCUCAAUCAGCACGGUCAGCUCCAUCUGCCCCACCGAGCUGAAAGCCGUGUCUAAGAUGGCCCCGAAUGUUCCCCUGGAAAUGGAGCUCCCCGGUGUCAAGAUCGUACACGCUCAGUUUAACACACCCAUGCAGUUGUACUCAGAUGACAAUAUCAUGGAAACACUGCAAGGCCAAGUUUCUACAGCUCUGGGGGAAACACCUGUCAUAAGUGACCCAUCUCCCAACUCAGUGUCUCAGUCUGACGUGUACAAGAUGCUGCACGCCAACCAGGAGGAGCCCAGUCAGCCGCGCCAGUCUGGCUCCUUUAAGGUGCUCCAGAAUUUAGUCUCCGAGGAAGAUGGGCGCCCUGUGGGAACAAGAAGUGUGAAAGCACCUGUAACAAAGAUGCCUACUGCCAUGCCUGGUGUCCAGAAAGUGCCACUCUGUGACAAAUGUGGGAGUGGGAUUCUAGGGACAGUGGUGAAAGCACGUGAUAAAUACCGGCAUCCAGAAUGCUUCGUGUGCUCUGACUGCGACCUCAACCUGAAACAAAAAGGCUACUUCUUCGUGGAGGGCCAGCUCUACUGUGAAGCUCACGCCCGUGCCCGCAUGAGGCCGCCGGAGGGGUACGAAACAGUCACGGUUUACCCCAAAUGCUAGUCCUGGCUUACAUUACAAAUACAUGCAUGCACACUAAAAGCCUUUACCAGCUUAGAACCGCAGUACAAGUGUCAGGACUUCUGCCUAAAUCCAAAGUAGCAGCUUCUAAGCCUUCCCCUGUGGGAUUCUGAGAGAGGUGGAAGUCCCUAUUAGCCAGCAAUAGCGUAUUAUACCAGCAAAAUUCUGCUAAAAUAUUGUUUUUGAAACUGUCACUGUAACUCAAGGAAGUACAAACUAAAACAACUCUUCUGGAAUACAAAAAGUGAAACAGCUGAGGUAUUACAUGAAUGUUAGAGCAUUAUGUACAUAUCUAUAUAUCUAUAUAUAUAUAGAUAUAAUAUACAUAAGUGCUGUAAGCAAGACUUUAUUUUUAACAUAAAUUAAGUAUCUGUGCAAACACCAACACCAUCAAAGUCUUACAGGCUGGGCCGCUAUAAAUGUAGAAACUUGACAGAUCAUUAGAAAAGCAGCUAUUUUACAUGUUUAGUAUAAAACAAGCAGUUGUUCAAGUCUGCUAUUAUUCAACAUGCAUUAAUGUAUGCCCCAAACAUGUUUUGCUUACUUUGCUCUGAAUUUGGGGUUAUAUAUGCCUUAAUUUUCUGAUGCAGCAACUGUGAUAAAAAAUAAAUGUCAAGUCACACAAUGAAAUGGUUAAUAUAAUAAAGACUGGUUAGUAUGAAGCAAA